AUGUUUCCUUCCCUGCGCAGAGACAAACAGAGCGCUCUGCAGAACAUGAAGAACUACAAACCUCAUGAUGAAGGCCAGCAGCUCAGGAUUCUUCUUCAUGGCCCAGCUGGAGCUGGAAAGUCCAGUUUCAUCAACUCUGUUCAAAGCCUGUUACAUGGCAGAAUGUACACACUGGCUUUGGCAGACAACAUCUCUCACGACAGUUUCACCAGGAAGUACACAACCUACAAGAUCCAAAAAGAAAGUCCACAGUCCUUUUACCCUUUUGUCUUCAGUGACAUCAUGGGUCUGGAUUCAAACAAAGGUGUCAAAGUGGAAGACAUCAAUCUGGCUUUGAAGGGACAUAUGAAGGACGGUUACAGGUUCAAACCUGAAUCACCGUUGUCAGAGGGUGAUCAAUUCUACAACAAAUAUCCCACUGUCAAUGACAAAGUGCACGUUCUGGCUUGCGUUAUUAAUGCCAACACAAUGUCUCAAAUGACAGAUUUAACUAUAGAGAAGAUUCGGAACGUCAGGCUGGAAGCCAGUCACCUGGGAAUUCCUCAAGUGGCCAUCCUCACCAGAAUUGAUGAAGCCUGUCCUGAAAUCAAACAAGAUUUAAAGAACGUCUACAGGAGCAAGUUCCUGAAGGAAAAGAUGGAGCAGUUCAGUGCAGAAGUGGGUAUUCCCAUGAACUGCAUCUUCCCUGUGAAGAACUACCAUGAAGAAAUCAACCUCAACAAUGACGUUGACUCGCUGCUCCUGAGCACGCUGACAAACAUCAUCAACUUCGGAGAAGACUGCAUCAACUUCAAAAAGAGUCAGUCUGAAUGUUGAGACAGAUGUACGGGUAUGCUCCUAAAUGUUCUCAGAUAAUAGUGGUCCUGCAUACUCAGCAGCUAUAAUACCAGGUGUGUGCUUCAUGUAAAGUGCUGCCAGUGAAUAAUGUAGCCAGAAGUUCCUUUUUACUGGUGGUGUUCAGCUUCAUGUUGGGUCAGCGGGACAUUUUUAUGGAUCAGGGUAACAGAUUGAUAAUGUCAUUUGAAAUGGCAUUGUUACUUAAGCUGUUUUUGUUUUUUGAUGUGGAGUUUUUCUUUCUUUAAUUGUGGUGAUGUGCUUUUGGAUUUUAGUCUCAUGCUUCUUUCUGUUUUCUUUGUUUUCUAACAUCGUGGGGCCAUGUUGAAAACAAAUGUUUUCCUUUAGAUAUUCGUACUGUGUCUGAUAAUCUAUAAAAUCAAUGUUUGAAUGCAGCAUAAAACGGCUGUAUUUCAUUACAAACAAUCAGGUUUUAUAACAAUCUUGUAUAUGAAUUCCUGAUUUUUUGAAUAUUUGUAUGUUUUAGUGUAAAGCCCCUGAAAACAUGGCUUCAAAUGUUUUUAGUAUUUCUUCCCAACAUUAAAUAUUUAUGACUAAAUUAGCAACAAUUAAGGUUUUAAAAAAACAAAACAAACAUCUUUGGUUAUUCUUUCUGAAGAAUCUAACAGUCAGAACCUGAGUUAAUCUGGUUCU
Molecule: messenger RNA, 1488 nt
Organism: Micropterus dolomieu (smallmouth bass)
Lineage: Eukaryota; Metazoa; Chordata; Actinopteri; Centrarchiformes; Centrarchidae
Product: interferon-induced protein 44-like
Exons: 5
Coding region: 1-816 (271 amino acids)
Source: RefSeq, a predicted model, not a curated record